Molecule: messenger RNA, 7564 nt
Organism: Vitis riparia (riverbank grape)
Lineage: Eukaryota; Viridiplantae; Streptophyta; Magnoliopsida; Vitales; Vitaceae
Product: putative disease resistance protein At3g14460
Exons: 6
Coding region: 219-4163 (1314 amino acids)
Biological process (GO): defense response to other organism
Molecular function (GO): protein binding; ADP binding
Source: RefSeq, a predicted model, not a curated record
UGAUGCUCUCUGCACCGGUUGACGGGUUCAAGAGCAUCAAAUUCAAUGCACUAAGAGCAGAAGAAUACCAGUGGGCAUGCCCAUGUGACAUAAGCACAAGUUUUCCAAGUGGGAAGGUCUUCACGCUGCAGACCCAUCUCUCUUGGCUGUUGCUCAUUGCGAUUUCCUAAGCUCCUGAUUCCAUUUUCUCUGUUUCUCAUCUUCUCCAACGAAAAAAAAUGUUUGUGGGUGAGGUAUUUCUGUCUUCCCUCUUUGAGGUGGUGCUGGACAAGCUGGUGGCUACCCCGCUGUUGGAGUAUGCGCGCCUGCAGAAAGUUGAGUCGACACUGGAAGACUGGAGGAAGACUUUGUUGCAUCUCCAAGCAGUGAUGAAUGAUGCAGAGCAGAAGCAGGUCAAUGAUACAGCAGUGAGGAUGUGGCUGGAUGAUCUCAAAGCUUUGGCUUACGACAUUGAAGACGUUCUGGAUGAGUUUGAUACCGAAGCUAGUAGGCGAAGUUUGGUAGAAGGAUCAGCUCAAACCAGCGCCAGUAAGGUACGGAAGCUCAUCCCAACUUUUCGUUUUAGUGGUGUGAGAUUGAAUGACAAGAUUGGUAAAAAGAUGAAGAGAAUCACUCAGGAGUUAGAUGCUGUCGUAAAAAGAAAAUCUGAUCUUCAUCUAACAGAGGGAGUUGGGGGAGUUUCAACUGAGUUGACUACUUGUUUGGUAGAUGAGCUUGAGGUUUAUGGUAGGGAUGCUGAUAAGGAGAAGAUCAUGGAGUUGUUGCUAUCAGAUGAAGUACAUGAUGCUGGUCGUAAAGUUAGGGUCAUUCCGAUUGUUGGUAUGGGCGGGGUUGGUAAAACAACCCUAGCUCAAAUAAUCUAUAACGACAAGAGGGUGGAUGACAAUUUCGAUAUCAGAGUCUGGGUGUGCGUAUCUGAUCAAUUUGAUUUGGUUGGAAUAACAAGAGCAAUUUUAGAAUCGGUCUCUGGACAUUCAUCUGAUUCUAAAAACUUGCCAUUGCUACAAGAUAGGUUACAGAAAGAACUGAAUGGAAAAAGGUUUUUCCUAGUUUUGGAUGAUAUGUGGAACCAGGAACCUAUCCGCUGGAGUAGCUUAGAAAAGGCCCUCAGAGCUGGAGCACAAGGCAGUGUGGUAAUGGUAACAACUCGCCAUGAAGAUGUUGCAUCAAUUAUGCGCACGACUCCUUCUCAUCAUCUUAGUGAACUGUCCGAUGAACAUUGUUGGUCAGUCUUUGCAGAUCUUGCCUUUGAAAACAUAACUCCAGAUGCCCGCCAAAACUUGGAACCUAUUGGUAGGCAAAUAUUCAAGAAAUGCAAAGGAUUGCCUCUGGCAGCAAAGACACUCGGAGGUCUACUGCGCUCUAAACACGACGAGAAUGCUUGGAAGAAUAUGUUGAACAGCGAAAUAUGGGAUUUACCAGCGGAACAAAGUAGCAUUCUUCCAGUUCUACACUUGAGCUACCAUUAUCUCCCCUCAACACUGAAACAAUGUUUUGCAUAUUGCUCCAUUUUUCCUAAGGAUCAUGAAUUUCUAAAGGAGGGGUUAAUUUUGUUAUGGGUGGCACAAGGAUUGGUGGGUGGCUUGAAAGCGGGGGAGACAAUGGAAGAGGUGGGUGAAGCUUGUUUUCACAAUCUAUUAUCAAGGUCCUUCUUUCAACAAUCUGCUCGUAAUAAGUCAUUGUUUGUAAUGCAUGACUUGAUUCAUGAUUUAGCACAAUUUAUAUCUGAAAAAGAUUGUUUCAGAUUGGAAGUUGGAAAACAAAACCAUAUUUCAAAGAGGGCUCGACAUUUAUCAUACAUCCGUGAGGAAUUUGAUGUGUCCAAGAAAUUUGAUCCCCUUUAUGAAACUAAUAACUUGCGGACCUUCUUGCCACUAGACAUGCCUCUUGAUGUUUCGACCUGCUACUUGGCUGAAAAAGUCCUACAUAAUCUAUUGCCAACAUUACGAUGUUUGCGGGUUCUAUCAUUGUCUCAUUAUAAUAUCAGUCAUUUGCCCGAUUCAUUUGGAAAUUUAAAGCAUUUGCGCUAUUUGAACCUUUCUUAUACUGGCAUAAAAAAAUUACCUAAAUCAAUUGGUAAACUUUUGAAUUUGCAAUCACUGAUAUUGUCAAAUUGUGGUUCACUUAUUGAGUUGCCACCAGAAAUUGGAGAACUCGUCAACCUGCGUCAUUUUCUUAUUUCUAGAACUAGCAUAGAAGGGCUGCCAACUGGAAUCAAUAGACUAAAAGAUCUUCGAAGAUUGAGUACUUUUGUUGUUGUGAAGCAUGGUGGGGCAAGAAUUAGUGAGUUGCGAGAUCUUUCAUGGCUUGGUGGAGCACUCUCUAUUUUAAACUUGCAGAAUAUUGUGAAUGCUACCGAUGCUUUAGAGGCAAAUUUGAAGGACAAGAAAGAUAUUGAAAAGCUGGUGUUUUCCUGGGAUCCUAGCGCCAUUGUUGGGGAUUCAGACAAUCAAACAAGAGUGCUAGAAUGGCUUCAGCCUCAUAACAAGUUGAAAGGGCUCACCAUUGGAUACUACUGUGGUGAGAAAUUUCCAAACUGGUUAGGGGAUUCUUCAUUCAUGAACUUAGUUUCCUUAGAAAUUAAAAACUGUAAAAGUUGCUCGUCCUUGCCAUCCCUUGGGCAGUUGAAGUCUCUCAAGUGCCUCCGUAUUGUGAAGAUGGAUGGAGUGCGAAAAGUUGGUAUGGAGUUCUGCAGGAAUGGUUCUGGUUCUUCAUUUAAGCCAUUUGGUUCUCUUGUGACUCUAGUAUUUCAAGAGAUGUUGGAGUGGGAGGAAUGGGAUUGUUCUGGAGUUGAGUUCCCUUGUCUCAAGGAGCUUGAUAUCAUAGAAUGUCCAAAGCUGAAAGGGGAUAUACCUAAGCACCUUCCUCAUUUAAGAAAACUUGAGAUUACUAAAUGUGGGCAGCUUCCAUCAAUUGAUCAACUGUGGUUAAACAAAUUCGACUUUGUGAUGCCUUGUAAAGUACCAAUGGAAUUGCAACACCUCCAUUCUCUUGUAGAAUUAUGCCUUGUUGAUUGUCCAUACUUAAUUGAAUUGCCACCUGUUCUACACAAGCUGAUCUCUCUAAAACUCUUGGUUAUCAAGAAAUGUCCAAGUCUUUCAUCAGUUUUGGGGAUGGGGCUGCCAUCCAUGCUUGAAAUCCUUAAAAUAAAAAAAUGUGAGAGGCUGGAGUCCCUACCGGAGGGAAUGAUGCAAAACAAUAACCGUCUUCGAGGUUUGAUUAUGAAAGGUUGUAGUUCUCUGAGGUCCUUCCCAAGAGUCUCUUCAUUGGAAUAUCUUCAAAUCAGAAAUUGUGGGAAAGUAGAGUUAUCCCUGCCUCAGGAGAUCAUGAUGCACAACAGCUAUCCUUCCCUUACAUCACUUGAUAUAAAAAAUAGUUGUGAUUCUCUCACGCACUUUCCGUUGGGCUCCUUCACAAAGCUUGAGGAUAUUCUGUUCAGAAAGUACGCAAAUCUGGAGGCCUUUUACAUUCCAGAUGGACUUCACCAUGUGGAUCUCACAUCUCUCCAGAACAUUAGCAUCUGGGAUUGCCCUAAUCUGGUGUCUUUUCCACAAGGAGGAUUGCCAGCUCCUAACCUCAGAGUGCUUUGGAUUGGCAAUUGCAAGAAGCUUAAAUCACUGCCCCAACAAAUGCACACCCUUAUCACAUCCCUUCAAGAUUUGAGAAUAGUUUAUUGUCCAGAAAUUGAUUCGUUUCCACAAGGGGGUUUGCCAACUAGUUUAUCUCUACUUUGCAUCUUAGGUUGCUACAAACUCAUGCAGCGCUGGAUGGAAUGGGGCUUACAAACACUUCCCUCUCUUAGAAAAUUGGAAAUUGAAGAUAGCGAUGAAGGAAAGUUGGAGUCAUUUCCGGAGAAGUGGCUGCUGCCCUCCACUCUUUCCUUUGUUGGAAUUUAUGGUUUUCCAAAUCUGAAAUCCCUUGAUAAUAUGGGGCUUCACGACCUCAACUCUCUUGAAACCCUGGAGAUUCAAGGCUGUACAAUGCUCAAGUCCUUUCCAAAACAGGGGCUGCCCUCCUCCCUCUCAUGUCUUAAAAUUAUUAACUGCCCUCUGCUAAAGAAGCGGUGCCAAAGGGAUAAAGGGAAAGAAUGGCCCAAGAUUUUUCACAUCCCCAGCAUUGUGUUGGAAGAAGAUGAGUCAUCUAAGGAAGUAAUCUUGUCAUGAGGCCCUUGCAUCCAUGCUCUUGCUUUUCUUUGCAAUUGUUGAUUGGGAUUCAGUAUCCUUUGCUGAAAAAGUUGUGCCAAAGGAAUAAAGGGCAACGACCCAAGAUUUCUCACAUCCCGAGCAUUUUGUUUGAAGAAGAGUAGAUUUAUCUAGAUGAGUCAUCUUAUGACGAGGUCAUCUUAUCAUGAGGCCCUUGCAUCCAACCUCUUAGCUUUUCUCUGCACUCAUGGUUGCCUAAUUAUUCAUUCAGGUACUUUCUCCUUUCAUUUUUGCUGCAAUAAGUAUACAACAAUUUUGUGUUUCAUUCUCAUUUAUCAAUUCCAUGUCAUUGUAACAAGGCUAUAUUUUAGGAUUUUUUUUUUCCAAGUAUAUAAUAUUAGCAUUUUUCUACACUAUGUGGUCCUUCAUAGUUAUAUUUGUGUAACUACCAAACAUUUCAAUUAAGAAAUAAUGAAGCAGUAACACAAACAGUAGCAAGAAAGUGUUAUGUUCAUUUAAGGUUUCAUCUCCUAAAAAUUUGUUAGUUUUGUUCAAUGUGGCUCCAGCCCAUCCCUUGUCUGGUAUUGUAGUUGCGGACAACCACUGUUAUUUUGUAAUAUCCUCUGAUAUACCUCUGUGUAUACUAAUCCAUACUCAUGCACAAAGAUAACCAUUUUCCAAUUUGAUUCCCUAUAUAUGUAUAUAUAUAUAUAUAUAUAUAAUACACCUAUUUUUACUUGUGAAAUUUGGACAUACUCUCCUCUUAGAAAGAUAUUUAAUUUGGUACAUUAGUCCUCUUCCUUGACUUCAGUUCUACUUUGAGGAAAUUUUGUAUAUUAGAAUAUCAAUCUUGUUGAUGCAUCUCAUUAGUUGGGUACUUGGGAUGAUUAAGUUUUGUAGCUAGGCAUCAAGUUUCCUGAAUAUGGCUUUGAAUCAAAAUUUAGUAAUGCUAGGAUUUUGCCCCAUUUAUAGUUUAUAUGCUCAUUUUGAGGCCAACUUAGAUAAUGCAUGGAUAUUCCUAUAUAACUGUGGAGGUAAUGUAUCCCAAAAUUAUAAUUGUUUACUUCAUUUGCAUUUGCAUGUCUUUGUGGAAUCACAAAGGCAUGGAAUUUAGUGACUUAUAUUUUGUUUCUAUUUUUAUUUUUAUUUUUUGGAGUUGCCAAUGGGUUUUGAACAUGUAACUGCAGUUGUGGAUAUGCUUCUUUCUAGGUUAUUUUGGAGUUGAUGUGGAAUCACAAAGACAUGGAACUAUAUGGAUGCUACAGGCAUUGGAUAGACUUCUCACUUCUUCUCUAUCUUGCAUGGCACUCAGGCAUGCUCUUUUGCACAGGAAGAGCUUAGGCAUGGUGGAAGAACUCUCUCUUGUUAGUGGAAGUUGGAUGAACAUUUUUUUUUCUGUCAACUUGAGAACAUUCUGCAGACAGAUUUCUGCUACCUUCCUAAGUUCUGUUGUUGCUAUAAAACCGUGGGACCAAAACAUUCUUCCUGUCACUUGAAGAAGCCCAAACAGAGUUACCCUGAUAAGGACGUGGAUGAGUGGAAAUCUUGGUCCUCAAAAGUGUUGCAGAUCACAAACACUUAGAACUAAUCAAGUGUGAAGGAAAGCAGAAGAAGCUAUAUUCCUAUGUGUGAAGAGGUUAGCAUGGCAGGACACCAGUUCAUAUGUCAACUGAAGUGGCUAAUGUCAUUGCCAGUAUGGCAUGCUACCUCAUGUGUCUUCCCUCUGCAGUUGUUGGAAGUUGAUGCAGAUUUCUCAUCUUAUGAACAAGCUUUCUCUUCUGUUAACACCGCAACUAUUUGCAUGUCCGGUUCGUUAGUUUCUCUCCUGCUGAAACUCAUGCGAUCUGUGAGUCUCUCACAUCCUUUCCAUUUGGCUUUUUCACAAAUCUGAGGGAUCUUUCCAUCAUGAUUUGUUCAAAUCUAGAGUCCCUUUCCAUUCCAAGUGGACCUCACCACGUGGAUCUCACAUCCCUGAAGAACAGCUCCAUCUUUCAUUUCCCUAAUCUGGGUGUCUUUCCCACAAGGAGGACUGUCAACUCCCAACCUCGAAAGGCUUUGGAUCAUUAAAUGCCAGAAGCUUAAGUCACUGUCCCCACAGAUGUGCAGCCUCCUUAAAUCCCUUGAAGAUUUGUCAAAUGUUAUGUCCAGAAAUUGAUUCAUUUCCAGAAGGGGGUUUUGCCAACUAGCCUAUCUCAACUUCAAAUCUCAGGUUGCAGCAAACUUAUGGAGGGUCGGAUGAGGUGGGACUUGCAGACACUUCCUUUUCUUAGACAAAUAGAAAUAGGAGUAGAUAAAGAAGAAAAGCUGGAGUCCUUUCCAGAGAAGUGGCUGCUCCCUCCCACUCUUACCACUUUUACCAUCUGGGGAGGUGAAAAUCUGAAAUCCCUGGAUAAUAAAGGGCUUCAACACCUCACUUCUCUUGAAACUCUGGAGCUUAGGUUCUGCUAUAAGCUUAAGCACUUCCCAAAACAGGGACUGCCCUCCUCCUUCUCUUGUCUUAAAAUUAGUGAAUGUCCUCUGCUAAAGAAGCGGUGCCAAAGGGAACGGCCCAAGAUUUCUCACAUCUCACGUAUAGUGUUUGAAGAAUUUGAUGAGUAAGGUGGUUUCAGGCCAUUGGAUGUCAUCUUAUGAUAACCUUGCAUUGAAGCUCUUGCUUUUAUCUGCACUCACUGCUGGCCACUUAUUCAUUCAGGUGCAGUGAAACAGAGGGAACAAAUGGAAAAUUCUGUUUGGAAAAGUUUAUGUACUCAAUUCAUCCAUCACAAAUAUUACAAUUCUGACUCUUUGGUAUAUUCAGAUGUAAUGGAGGGUUCAACAAAAUGUGUUCAUAGCUGCAGGGGUCCUGUUUUCGGAUAAGUACUACCGGUGUCUUUUACCACUGAAAGAAAUCUGAUGUUGCACCAACAGUGAUGCUAGAUAUCAGUUGGGACUGUGUUUCUUGGCAAGAAAAUAUGUCUUUUAGUAUCAUAAUGAUUUGGUUUUGCUUGGUCAAUAUGCAUGCUGCAAUGGGGCUACAACAGAGGCAUGAACCAUGUGGAUGCUACAGGCAUUGGAUGGACUUCUCACUUCUCCUCCCUCUGUCCUGCAUGGCACUCAAGUAUGCUCUUUGGCAUGGUAGAAGAGCUCUCUUCUUGUUAGUGGGUUCAUUUACGGACUUGUAUAACUGUAAGAAAUAAACAUAUCCCAUAUCUUUCUGAAAUUACGGUGGAAGCUGGAUGAACAUUUUUUUUGGGUUAUUGUCACUGCAUCUGUGAUGUGUAAUGACAGAAGUGCCCCUCUUCUUUUUCAUUCUUACAUUGGGAGCAAGAGUGAUAUUUUGAUUGUUCAAGGGUUAUCAAGUAAUCAAACAAGUAAGCUCAAGCUUUGAGAGUGCAGAAGCCAACUGCGUCUCAUUUGGGCUUUUGCUGUUUGGGUUUUCUUCA